ACUCUCAACUUCAACUUCAACUUCAGCUUCACCUUCAAACAAAAUUCACACACACACACACCAAAAAAAAAAAAAAAACAAAACCCAAAAUCAAAGUAUUUGACCAUUGCUCACGCCGAAGACCCACACAAUAGAAAAGUCCAUUUUUUCUUGCACAAAGGAAUUUCAGUUUUGAUUGUAAUCUUGAAGGUAAAAGAAGUUGGAUCCUAAGCAGAAGGUCGUGAUGUGCUGAUUAUUGUUUUUUGGAGAAGGGGUGAUUCUUGCCUGAUUUGCUGGACUAUUAUAAAGAAAUCUUAUUAAAUAAAUCUGCUAAUGCAAGCCUCAUAGCAUGGACUCACGCCAGUUAUUUGGAAUUGGAGUGACUAGUGCAGGCAUAUCCUUCACAUCUUCUCAUCCCACUGUUCCAUCAACACCUAGUAGACUACUUGGAUCCUUGAAGUUUGAUUUUGGAAACUCACCAAAUUCACCCUUUUCGUCUCACUUUGAUUCUGAUACUGCUUUAAGUGACGGCCAGGAGCAGCACAGUUCCACAGAGAAUCUAUCAGGAGUCAGCCCUUCCUGUAAUUCUUCGCUUGAAAGCAACAGUUAUUUUUAUCGGCCAAGGCCUUCUCUAGACUGUCAUCAAGACAGUCAAGAGCUCCAUUCAGGUGGGGCUUGUUUUAUACAGGAUGCAAAUUGUAGCCCGAACAUAAAGCACGUUUUACUGGAUAUAGAAACUGCUUUAAUGGGUCCUGAUGAUAGUGAAGAAGUCACUACAAGGGAAAUUAAUACACCAGAGACACCUGUCCAAAGAUCUAGGUCAUGGAGUCAGGAACCACAAGGGGUAAAUGUAUUUCACUCUCAGCCAUCAUUUGUUCCUAUGCAACAAUCAGUUGAGGUUGUUCAUGUAGAGAAACGUCAUAAAGCAAUGGAUGAAUUGUCUUUGCAGGGUUUUGCCCAGGGGAAUCUUAAGCAAUUGCUGACUGCAUGUGCUAAAGCUCUCUCUGACAACAGGAUGGAUGAUUUUGAUAAGUUGACUGAAAAGGCUAGAGAUGCUGUGUCUAUCACAGGAGAACCAAUCCAGCGUCUUGGUGCUUACAUGGUUGAAGGGUUGGUAGCAAGGAAGGAGGCAUCAGGGACUAACAUUUACCAUGCUCUUAAGUGUAGGGAGCCUGAAAGCAAGGACUUGCUUUCAUACAUGCAUAUCCUUUAUGAAAUCUGCCCCUACUUAAAAUUUGGUUACAUGGCAGCCAAUGGGGCCAUUGCUGAUGCAUGCAAAAAUGAGGACCGCAUCCACAUCAUAGAUUUUCAGAUUGCUCUGGGAACCCAGUGGAUGACUCUCCUUCAAGCGCUUGCAGCACGACCUGGAGGGGCUCCCCAUGUUCGGAUUACAGGGAUUGAUGACCCUAUGUCCAAGUAUGCCCGUGGUGAUGGGUUGGAGGCAGUAGGGAGACGGUUGGCAGCCAUUUCUGCGAAAUUUAACAUCCCAGUUGAGUUUCACGGGGUGCCAGAAUUUGCUCCAGAUAUCACACGGGAUAUGCUUAAUGUCAGGCCUGGUGAGGCAUUGGCUGUAAACUUCCCUCUGCAGCUCCAUCACACCCCAGAUGAGAGUGUUGAUGUGAACAAUCCAAGAGAUGAGCUUCUAAGAAUGAUAAAGUCACUUUCUCCCAAGGUGGUCACUCUGGUGGAGCAAGAAUCAAACACAAACACAACCCCUUUCUUCCAUAGGUUUGUGGAAACUCUAGAAUACUACUUGGCAAUGUUUGAAUCAAUCGAUGUCACCCUGCCAAGAAACAGCAAGGAGCGUAUCAAUGUGGAGCAGCAUUGUUUGGCCAGGGAUAUCGUGAACAUUAUUGCUUGUGAGGGAAAGGAGAGGGUGGAGCGUCAUGAGCUCUUUGGCAAGUGGAAGUCUAGAUUGACAAUGGCAGGGUUUCGCCAAUAUCCAUUGAGCACCUAUGUCAAUUCUGUGAUAAAGAGCCUGCUGAGGUGUUAUUCAGAACAUUAUAAUCUAGUGGAGAAGGAUGGGGCUAUGCUCUUGGGCUGGAAAAACAGGAAUCUGAUAUCCGCUUCUGCUUGGCAAUGAUAAUAGGGGGAGACAGGUGUAGAGUUAGUCAUGGAAAUAAACACUUAUACUUUUUAAAGGUUCUUGAUAUUGAGAUUGUUACAUAGUAUAGAAGGGUGAUAUGCUGCAAAAUCAGCCAAUGGAUUUAUUAUGUAAUUUUGUGUAUUGUUGCCAAGUAUUCCAAUGUCUGACAUUUGUGAUGAUUUUGUAUUUCCAUUCCACCGAGGCUAUCACCUCUGUUCUUUUAUACAUAUACUUUCUCGUGUUUUAUUU
This is a messenger RNA of Quercus robur (English oak), 2314 nucleotides long. RefSeq names its product chitin-inducible gibberellin-responsive protein 1-like. Gene Ontology annotation, cellular component: nucleus. The transcript has 2 exons. The record is from RefSeq and is a predicted model, not a curated record. Gene Ontology annotation, biological process: regulation of DNA-templated transcription. NCBI's taxonomy places the organism in Eukaryota, Viridiplantae, Streptophyta, Magnoliopsida, Fagales, Fagaceae. Bases 329 to 2062 code for a protein of 577 amino acids. Gene Ontology annotation, molecular function: sequence-specific DNA binding; DNA-binding transcription factor activity.